CUCCCCGGUUGGAGUAAUAGCCCUUUCAUACCUUCGUUUAUCGGUCACGGAUUGUUGUCUAUCUAAGAGAAUAUAGGGUGGAUAAAAUCAGAAUCCUCCUGGGGCUUGGUUCGACAAUGCAAUUUUUACCUCAAAAAUCGUCCUACAGUUGUAGUGUUAGGCCUGCACUCUGCGUGUCCGGUUUCCGGUCUGGAUAACCCAUUGCGAGGUCUCGCGGAUAUAGCUGAGGUUUUCGCUCAGAGCAGUCUAUCAGGAUGAGCUCUCCUACAGUUGCCUCCCAGAAAGCGGAUGCCGGGUCUGCAACGGCGACGUCCGCCCAGCCUUUGUCAGGGACGAUAGGGGCAGCUGGAGACCGAGACGAACUGUUCAGCAUAUCACCCAACACCGCGCUUUCGAUGUUCUGCGCGCAUAUCGGCGACAUUGUGCGGUUGACUGGCGAUGUUCCUCCGACUCCUUUAAUGAAGGCUGCUUUUCACUCAAAGGCUGCAGACCCGGAAGACACCGAAGGUACGCCAUUAAAAGUCACCGAGCUGCACUGCAGUCAGACAAGAGAUCCUACAGUCGAAGGUGCUUUAUUGGAGACAAUCCAGCAGAGUGCGCUAGCCAAGAAAUUCUUUUCCAAAAAAGCACCACCGAUCUCAUUGGAAGAGUACGUAUCGCGCCUGCAGCGAUAUUGUCCAAUGUCGACGGCGGUGUAUCUUGCGGCCAGUCUAUACAUCACCAGGCUCGCAACUGUCGAGAAAAUAAUUUCUCUGACUCCGCGUAAUGUGCACCGGCUGGCGUUGGCUAGUCUACGCGUCGCGAUGAAGGCUCUUGAAGACUUGAGCUAUCCCCACAGCCGCUUUGCGAAAGUCGGCGGAGUCAGCGAACGGGAGCUUUCCCGUCUGGAAAUCAGUUUCUGCUUUCUAGCGGACUUUGAGCUGAAAGUUGACCCUCACAUGCUAAUGAACGAAGUAAGAUCCAUGCAGAAGGGCGGGGUUUUACUAGGAAGCGUACCUGGUAAGAGCACGGGGCCAUCAGACCACAACAGAGACGAACCGUCAGUGCCAGCGGUGACUGCUCCGUCUUGAGUUGAUGCUCGUUACAGAGCCAAUUCAAUAGUUUUGAUUUGGAAACUGUUUUUGGAUUGAUUGGCAAUGGGCAUGGUCAUGACUUUGUACAGUACUCGUAACAGAUGAUCCGUGAUCAUCUCUGCUGAACAGAUUUCCAGCUUCGAUUAUACAGAUGCGGCCUCGCUCCUCGAAGCUCGUUACAAUUUCGUCAUAUUAUUCACCAUACAUAAUUAUUUUGUUAUCAGUUCGGUUCAUUUCUGCCUAGCCACGUUUCUCCAAAUCUCGGGGUUUUUUGGGGCCUCAACCGGAGUGUAGAUGGUCGACUACAGGAUAUCCCUUAAAGUCCUAGCAUGCUUAAAACAAUAUUCGAUAGUAAUGUGUUAAAACAAA
This is a messenger RNA of Paecilomyces variotii, 1442 nucleotides long. Its product is annotated as cyclin-domain-containing protein. The coding region runs from base 255 to 1070 and encodes 271 amino acids. Gene Ontology annotation, molecular function: cyclin-dependent protein serine/threonine kinase regulator activity; protein kinase binding. Gene Ontology annotation, biological process: regulation of cyclin-dependent protein serine/threonine kinase activity. The record is from RefSeq and is a predicted model, not a curated record. NCBI's taxonomy places the organism in Eukaryota, Fungi, Ascomycota, Eurotiomycetes, Eurotiales, Thermoascaceae. The transcript has a single exon. Gene Ontology annotation, cellular component: cyclin-dependent protein kinase holoenzyme complex; nucleus.